AAAGGUAUGAACUCUUCAAGGGGGAGAACUUUUUUUAACAAUUUACGAAGACGUAUUAGGGCUUCUUCAACUCAGUCACGCAGAAUCCGUGGAAUAUGGUCCUCGCCUACUGUAUAACGUGACUUCUGCGUGGGGAGGACAAUUAAAAGCGGGAUUAGUAAAUAUCACCUGGUUAGUCCACUUGUCGAGAAGAAGGGAGGACUGCACAACAAUGUCUGUGAACGUGUAACUGCGAGUUCAACCGAGUGAGGUUCGGUUCCGAUUAAAGAAUAACAAGACAUUUCGGUGUGAUGGAGUGGCGAGAACAGUCCACGGUGAGCUGCCAGGACGCGUACGUGGAGGCGCAGAGGUGGAUCGAAGCAGUCACCAAGAAAACAUUUAAGGGCAAAGACUUCCGUUCGGCUCUGGAGAGUGGAGUUCUGCUGUGCGAUGUGAUCAACAAGAUCAAGCCUGGCAUCAUCAAGCGGGUCAACAGACUGCCAACUCCGAUCGCUGGUUUGGACAACAUCAACGUCUUCCUCAAAGCCUGCCUCAAGCUCGGACUCAAAGAGGCACAGCUCUUUCACCCCGGGGACCUCCAGGACCUGUCAUCAAGAGUCACAGUCAAUGAUGAAGAAACUGACCGAAGACUCAGGAAUGUGUUGAUCACACUUUACUGGCUUGGUAGAAGAGCUCAGGACGAGCGUUCCUAUGAUGGACCUUAUCUAAAUUUCAAGGCAUUCGAGGGAUUACUUGGCACAGCACUUCAUAAGGCUCUACACGAACUGUCUGGUCAGACAGGCAGCAGCACCCAAGACAGUGGUUUGGGAGACAGCUGGUCUUCAGAGCGAGAGGAGCGUCAUCAGUUAAAAGGAAGAAGAGGUGGACACAGGAGAGACGACUCCUUCGACAGUUUGGACUCUCUGGGCUCCCAGACGCUUAGCAUCUCGUCGGACGCCACACUCAAAGGCAGCAGCGAGGGUUGUUGCAGUGACGCCGAGGCCGACGCAGCUUUCAGAAUGGCCGACAAGGAGUCUCUUAGUUACCGCCGCUCUGUCAACCUCACACCGAAGGUCACAACACAGUUCAACCAGUUCCUGCCCACUAAAGACAAGACCGCGGCAUAUGUUCCCGCUCCCCUGAGGAAGAAACGAGCUGACCGCACCGAAGACAGCCGACGCAGUUGGGCCAACCCCAAGGAUGAGGAUGACCUCCCGAUCACCAGACAACAGCAAGAAAAAGACAGUUUCGACGGGAGCAAAUCAACAAAUGACAUCACCGAGGAACCUGUGUUGGUCAGACGGGCGUCUCAAUAUGAAGCUCUCGAGAAAUACCGCGAGCAGAUUAAGCAGAGUGACGAUAGGUGGCAGGAUGACUUAAGCAAAUGGAAGAACCGGCGUAAGAGUGUCAAUUCUGACAUUGUUAAAAAGAAAGAAGAGAGGGAAAAGGUUGAGGAGAUCACAUACGGCGGCAGCACCAGAAACUCCAAGACCUUCAAGGAGAUGCAAGAUGAGAGGGAGAAGCGGCGGAGCGGCAGCCUCAGCAGCCGCAUUGGGUCGCUCAGCAUUGACAACGACAGCGACGUAUUUGAGAAACCGAAAGCCCGUACCCGGGACAGCAUGACCAGAAGCUACACUAUUGACACUUUUAAUCACUCCUCCAGCUCGUCUGAGCCCGCUCAGAAAGAGGUCAAGCCCCCAGAUGUCUCGCUGAGGUCCACAAAGCAGGAAGCCGAGUCCGUUAAAGUUCCCGGCAGGGCCACCGCUCGCAGCUCGUUCAUCGCACCCAAACCUUCCGAAGCCACAUCCUCGCUCAGGAGUUCGGUCUUUGAAAGCACGGCCAGAACAAAGGAGAGCUCACUACUUCCGAAAGCCUCGCAAAAGGUGCCUGAGCCCGAGAGCCCGGUCAAGGUGCAGCCCCCAACUUCUGGUUCCAUAUUCAAACCAUCGCUGGCCAGCAAGACAGACGCCAACGCUGCGGCGGUUUCUCGGAUAUCCGCCUCCCUUCCUCGGAGCUACCAGAGAUCGGAUAGUGCGCGGCUAUCGUCAGUCAUCACGCCAAGACCUUUCGGGACCCAGGCAACCCGUGUAGGCUCACUUACCCGGAGUGUCACACUGAACGACUCCAACAGUCGCAUCAACGGCAACACCGCCGUUCCUAAGAAUACGUCGGUGCCGAGCCGCUAUCAUCAAUUCAUGACCGUGGAAGAAAUGGCCCAGUCGCAGUUGAGCCCCGUCCACAGCAGCGAGGACGACGACGAGGAGCAAGAAGAGACCACGGGGAAGAGUGUCACCUCUACAUCAAGCAUCUCAUCCCGCACAGUUCAGGUCAAGAGGGACCUUCCAGCUAACAAAGCCAGCAAGGAUAGUAUGUGCGAGAUGCGGAUCAGCCUCAACCAGAAGCCCAACAGCAGUCGAGACUUUGGCUUUGAUGUGGCGUGGGAUUCUAGCGGGGCUCACGUCAAUUACAUCCAACCAGGCAGCCCAGCUGAUAUAUUCCAGUUGCAGGCUGGGGAUGAGGUGCUGACAUUGAACAGCCACCGGGUGGCGGACAUGAGCUACCUUGACUGGAAGGCCGGCAUGGACCGAGCUCUGCAGGAGGGCAAUUUGGUGAUGGACAUCAGGCGUUAUGGCAAGAGCAACUGGGACAGAGAUCCGUCUUCCCCGCCAUUUAAAGGCCAUAAGACCAUCAAUCUGACCAGUACGGAUCAUACCACACUUGUAGGUUUCCCUGAGGCCGGUGCCACCAACAUGCUGGAUUUUACUUCGCUCACUGACACGUCCGCCAAGGCUACCACCCACUCAGUCGUGGAUAUGGCUUCCAACGGCGUCGAAGGUGGUUACCCCAAAGUGUCCAUGAUGACAAAAGAAUCAGAGCCCAUUUCUAUGAUAAACUUAAAACGGAGAUCAGAGUUUUUUGAGAAAGGAUCAGCAGGCUCUGACAUGCCAGAUAUACCUGUUCCACCACUCACCGCGUCUUCAACUCGCUGGUCCUGGGAUCCAGAAGAGGAACGCAGGCGACAGGAGAAGUGGCAGAAGGAGCAGGAGCGCCAAUUACAGGAGAAAUAUAAACGUGACCAGGAGAAACUGCAGGAGGAGUGGACAAAGGCUCAGGAGGAGAUCUCUAGCAGUGUUCCACAACGCGAGCCAGCGGGCCCAACGCUCGCCUACUGGGACCUAGAGCAGGAGCGAGAGAGGCUGGAGCAAGAGAGGAAGAGGAGGCAGGAGGAGGAGCAGCAGGAGCGCAUGAAGCUGGAGUUGGAGAGGCAGCGGAGAGAGGAAGAGUUUGAGCGCCAAAGGCAGGAGAUGAGGAGGCGGGAGGAAGAACUAGAGCGAGAGAGACAGGAAGUCGAGAGGAAGAGGAGGGAGCAGGAGCAGGAACUGGAGCGCCAAAGGCAGGAGAUGAGGAGGAGGGAGGAGGAGCUAGAGCGUCAAAGGCAGCAGGAGGAGGAGAGGAAGAGGAGAGAGGGGGAGCUGGAACGCCUGAAGGUGGAGGAGGAGAGGAGGAAGAGGGAUGCAGAGGAGGAGCGCCAAAGGCAGGUGGAAGAGGAGAGGAGGAAGAGGGAAGCAGAGGAGGAGCGCCAAAGGCAGGUGGAAGAGGAGAUGAGGAGGACCCGAGAGAAGGAGGAAGAGGAGCGCCAAAGGCAGGUGGAAGAGGAGAUGAGGAGGACCCGAGAGAAGGAGGAAGAGGAGAGGAGGCAGAGGGAAGAGGAGGAGCUUGCGUGGCAGAAGAGGAGAGAGGAAGAGAAGGAGGAGCUGAGGAGGAGGCUGAUGGCCGCGGAAGAGCAAGAGCGGCAGGAGAGGAAGCGUGCCAUCGAGGAGCAACGGGCUAAAUUGCUUGAGACUGAAGAAAGACUUCCAAACAGAGUGAUAGGCGGCGAUGUGGUCGACGCAAUGGGUGGGCAGCCGCCAUCACAGGCGGAGCUCCAACGCCAGCAGCUCCUGAACGACAUGAAGAAGAAAACAAACUUAUUGACGGACAGCAGCUGGAUCCGCCAACGCUCCGCCACAGCCCCUAGCAACAGCGAUCUGCCAUCUACGCGCAGGGGCGGCUCUCUUGACCACCUAGAUAACCCCCCCAACUCCUGGCGUUCGUCUUGGACACUCAGGAGCGACUCCCAUAUACCAAACUACUCGCGGCCUCACUCCGCCCUCUCCGGCAGCGUUCCCUUUUACGGCGACGGGCCGCCAGGGGCGCCGUUCGGCUCGAGCACUCUGCCCGCCUCUUUCGGGGGCCCAGCAGCUGGGAACACCCCCUGGUCUGGACAGUUGUCGUCGCUUUCGACAUCUUCUCUCUUACCCACCACCUCGCCAGAACCAGAACCUGGUUCUGACGCAGGUGGUCGGCAGCAGCGCAGCAGGUCUGUGAGCGGUAAGAAAGUAUGUACUAUGUGUGACCUGGCGCUGGGAAAAGGAGCAGCCAUGAUCAUCGAGUCCCUCGGACUCUGUUAUCAUUUGACCUGUUUUAAGUGCAUCGAUUGCAAAACGGCCCUCGGGGGAUCGGAAGCCGGGGCUGAAGUCCGAAUUCGAAACAAACAGCUCUACUGUAACACCUGCUACAUGCGAUUCAAAACUGUCCAGCCCACCUCGAUGUAAUUUGAGGGUCCUCCAGAAGAUCGACGAGGAGACCACAAGCGACAACAACCCGUGAUGCAUCUUCAUUCCUGAGAUUUGAAUUGUUCUUUUUUUUUAACUGGGUAAGACUGGUGGUGUAUAUUUUAGGCGCAAGAUGUGAAAUAUUACAACUGUACAAAGGGUUCUUCUUAUACAUGCCAUAUUUGGUUACUACAGGGGUGGGAAAAUCCAAGGCCCAUGGGUUCAAAUGCAGAUCAGGUGAAUGUUAAUUCUAUCCUAAAUAUCAUAUGUUUUCAUAAAUCUAGCAUGGCCCUUGGAAGAAAAAGGCUCCUCACCCCUCUGCUUGAUAUCUUACUACCGUAUCUUCCUUUUAUGAAAUUUCGAAUGAAAAUAACGUUUCUUCCUACUAGCGGUGUUCAGUGCUCAUUCGCCUACUUAUGUGCCUUUAUGUCUGGGAGAAGUCAUUAAGAUUACUAUUAUCAUUAUCCAGGCUGUAUUUAAUGAGAUGAAAUAUUACACAGGUUGUGAAGAAUAUGGAAUGAUGGCACAGAUUUGUAAAUAAAGACUUUAACUCUGA
Molecule: messenger RNA, 5130 nt
Organism: Syngnathus typhle (broad-nosed pipefish)
Lineage: Eukaryota; Metazoa; Chordata; Actinopteri; Syngnathiformes; Syngnathidae
Gene: lmo7a
Product: LIM domain 7a
Exons: 29
Coding region: 291-4574 (1427 amino acids)
Biological process (GO): regulation of signaling; regulation of cell adhesion
Molecular function (GO): protein binding
Source: RefSeq, a predicted model, not a curated record